AUGCCAACUUGUGUAACUUUUGUUUGUGUGUGUGGUAGUAAGUUAAAUUCAAGACAAGCAAAAUAUAGGCAUUUGAAGAAAUGUUCUUAUUUUGAUAGAGCAAGACAAUUUAUUCGAAUUACCAUUCCCCAAACAACUCUAUGUAAAAUAAUUGAUCCACAAGUUUCGAAUAAUAUUGCCACAUUCGAUUCUGAUAAACCUGAUCCACAUGAAGCAGCAUAUAUGAAGAUGGGAAGAGCUGUUGUUGGUGUUAUUAAAGACCUCCCAAUUACCUCGCCUAUCAGGAAGCCAUUGAUAGCCAAAAUUUGCAAAACGGUUAGACCAAAGGAUGCCAGAGAAAUCUUGAAUUUGGAUGAAUCAACAAUCAGGAAAGCCAAGAAGAACAAUGAUAAUUCUAUCCUCAUGAUGAAAUGUAAGCCUAAUUGUACAAGAGAGAAAAUUACCAAGAAAGAAAUUGAUCAGAUUCAAAGAUUCUGGCUUGAUUCGUGUCGUGUUUCAUCUACAGAAGUUCUACAAACAACAAGAAAGAGAGGUGAAACACCUGCCAUUACUGUUCCAAAAUAUUGGCAAGAUCAACCUACAUGUUGGAUCUAUAAACAAUAUGUUGAUUAUUGUGAGGAGAGAGUGUUGGUACAAUUUUCAGUUGGUACGUUUGUCAAGUAUAAGCCAAAGAAUAUUAGACCAUCCAAAAAGUUGGAAGGAGUAUGUCCAAUUUGUAAAGAUUUCAAUCAGAAUGGCGAGAAGUACCAACAAGCUUCUGAAUUAUUACAUCAUGUAAGAAUUAAUCCAGACUGUGAGUGUGAGAAGUGUCAACAUUUUGCUAAUUGCUCCAAGACAGAAUUAUUAGCACUUCAAAAGAAAUAUGAUAAAUACUUACUGCAUGAUAAGCUGGUCAAAGAUAAGGAUCAAUAUUGGAAAAAGGUAAAGGCCGAACUAAAAGAAGAUGAACUCAUCGUUGUGAUGGAUUUUGCCAGUGGUUGGGAGGUUGUUGAUAAAGCCGUAGAGACUACCAAUGAAUUCUUUGAAAAGUUUUACAUCAAGGAUAUGAUUGUAGUGGUAAUCAGAAAAUUGGGAGAUGAAUUCGAAUAUUAUUACAUUGAUAUUCUAAAUGACAAUCAUAAUUCAGAUCAUCAUUAUGUAAGAGAAUCAUGGGAGUAUUUGUUAUCUAAUGAGGAGAUAUUUGCUGGUAAAUCAAAACUAUUCCUGUUUUCAGAUGGUGGCCCUGCUCAUUACAAGACCUGUAAAACGGUUGUUAUGGUUGGCGAAAUGUCUCGUAAAUUUGGUAUUCCUAUUGAGUAUAACUUCUUCCCAUCACAUCAUGGAAAAGGACCUUGUGAUGCACACACUGGAGUAGGUAAGAAGUUUAUCAAAAACAAAGUACAAAGUAGACAAAUUGAAGUGCAAACUCUUGAUGAUAUUCAACAAUUAUUACAACAGCUCAAGAAUACAAAAGUCAUUCAUCUGGAGGACAUUGAAACAUUUGAUGAUUAUAACGUGCAAAAGGUUGCUAAUGUUAGAUCAUUCCAUCAAUAUACUUACGAAUUUGAUUCUGAAGGUGAAAUGGAUCUGCUUUGCAAGAUAUCUUAUGAAGAUGAGCAUAUAGAAGUCAAAUCAGCAAUAUUGUUAUCAAAUUGUGGUGUGCAACUACAAGCAAAUCAUUGUCUAUUCUGUAGAGAGGAGGGGCAUAAUCACAGAGUGUGUGAUUUGAUGGCAGAAGAAUAUUUAAAAGAAGAUUUUGAUCCUUCUUAUUACGAUUUCCUCUCGCGAGAGAAUGAUUAUCUUCCAGAUAGAGAGGAGGACGAAGAUGAAGAGGAAUAUUCAUCCAGUGAUGAUGGUGAAGAUGAUACAGACAACGUUAGUGAAAUUAGUAUUGAAGUUGAACCUACCAGAGAAAAAAGAAACAACCGUGGCAACAGAUGUGCCUCAUUUUCUAUUAAAUAAACAAUAAAACAGG
This is a messenger RNA of Naegleria gruberi, 1954 nucleotides long. RefSeq lists its product as uncharacterized. The transcript has a single exon. Bases 1 to 1941 code for a protein of 646 amino acids. Lineage: Eukaryota; Heterolobosea; Eutetramitea; Acrasida; Naegleriidae. The record is from RefSeq and is a predicted model, not a curated record.